Molecule: messenger RNA, 783 nt
Organism: Aspergillus campestris IBT 28561
Lineage: Eukaryota; Fungi; Ascomycota; Eurotiomycetes; Eurotiales; Aspergillaceae
Exons: 4
Coding region: 1-783 (260 amino acids)
Source: RefSeq, a predicted model, not a curated record
AUGGCAAAGCCGCGCCUGCCCAACAACUGGACAGCGGAGGGGGAUGAAACCCUGCGCAAGGAAGUCGAGUCAACGCUGCAUGAAUCAGCAACCGCACCGGAAGAUUGGGACUGGUGCCAAAUCGCCGAGAAGCUAUCGGGUCUGACCAACAAAGACUUCAGAAAGCGAUGGUAUAAUGCCAUGGCCGGAGAUCCUCUCAGCCGCUACUGCCUCCAGGGUCGGUUCGAGAUACUGACCCACAAACACAUCAUCCUAUGUCGCAAGCUCCGGCGACAGGUCCAAGACAAACAACACAGUAAAGAGGCCGGCCCAUCCGAUGAGAAUCCCCACCGCCGCAAUAAAUAUGGGAUGGAAGAAGGCAACAGCGAUCAAGAAGAUAUAGGGCUGGGCUGGGCUGAAGGAUUGUCACAGCAGACCUCGGCGCAGAGCAUAACUCUAGGAAGUCGGCCUACCAACUCCACCAUUGGGGACAUGCACGCUUACACUCCCUUCAAUAUACAAGCUGCCCACGGGGUCAUCCUCCUUGUCAACGACCCCUUGAGUGUGGGACCCGUCUGCAAUACCGGAAAUUCACCUUUCCUGGACGUGGCGUCCGACACGCUGAUGAAAAUCUCAGAUUCUCCUUUCUUGGACUUUUUGAUCACUGACCCGGGCAACGCGUCGACGAGUUGGGACAAUCGAUCACUCCCGUCCACCGGCGUAGACUGCGCGAUGCUGUGGGAAUGCCCGGGUGAUAUCGAGACGUCCUACGAGGAUAUCGUGGCCGUAGGAACUUUUGAGUAG